Molecule: messenger RNA, 1923 nt
Organism: Alternaria infectoria
Lineage: Eukaryota; Fungi; Ascomycota; Dothideomycetes; Pleosporales; Pleosporaceae
Exons: 5
Coding region: 1-1923 (640 amino acids)
Biological process (GO): NAD+ biosynthetic process
Cellular component (GO): cytoplasm
Molecular function (GO): NAD+ synthase (glutamine-hydrolyzing) activity; glutaminase activity; ATP binding
Source: RefSeq, a predicted model, not a curated record
AUGGGAAGGCUUGUCACAGUUUCUACAUCUAAUUUGAAUAAUUGGGCUCUUGAUUGGGAGGGGAACCUGAAUCGCAUCAAGGAAGCCAUCAAGGUCGCCCAAGAAAAUGGAUCACGCUAUGUCACCACGCCGGAACUGUCAAUUCCUGGAUAUGGGUGUCUCGACCACUUUCUUGAACAAGACACAGUCACGCACAGUUGGCAAAUGCUAAACUCCCUGCUUGUUGACCGCGAACUCGAUGGCAUCAUGUACGAUGUUGGCAUGCCAGUUAGGCAUUCAGGAAAUCUUUACAACGCAAGGAUCGUAGUACUUGAUGGCAAGAUAUUGUUGAUUCGACCCAAGAUGAGCCUCGCGAUGGCUGGAAAUUAUCGAGAAGGGCGAUACUUCAUUCCCUGGUCUGGACCCCAACGCGUCGAGCAGUACGCACUACAUGAGCUUCCCGCUACUGCACGCUCUCUGCAAGAUUCAGCUUUCGUCCCGAUUGGGGACGCCAUCGUGUCUGCCCUCGACUGCUCAAUAGGCUACGAGACCUGCGAAGAGCUGUUCACGCCUCGGGCGCCGCAUAUAGAUUUGAGCUUAGCGGGCGUCGACAUCAUCAUCAAUUCGUCAGGUUCUCAUCAUGAAUUGCGUAAGCUGGAUACACGUCUCGACUUGAUCAGCAUGGUAUUGGUCAAUGGUUCUAUGCUCGCGCAGGUUUCUCAAUUCUCCCUGAAUGAUAUCGAAGUCUGUCACGCCACCAUCGACUUGGAGGAAAUUUGGAGCUUCCGGACGAGUCCGUCGAGGGGCCGACAAGCUGCAUCAGCUCCUCGAUAUGAGCGCUUCAGGGCGGAUUUCCGCCUGUCGUCUGACGGAGACUUUAAUCCCAACAUCCGCCCCACUCCAGUACAGCCGCUCCGCUACCAUCGACCCGAAGAGGAGAUCGCUCUAGGACCUGCAUGCUGGCUUUGGGACUACCUCCGUCGAUCCGGUCAGGCUGGCUUCAUGCUGCCCCUCAGCGGAGGGAUCGAUAGCUGCGCCACCGCAACUCUGGUAUUCUCCAUGUGCCGCCUCGUGUACAAGGCUGUGCAGGACGGCAACAAGCAAGUUCUCAAGGAUGUCCGCCGCAUCGUAGGCCCUUAUCACGGCGAAGACUGGGUACCUACAAGCCCAAAGCAAAUAUGCAACGGCAUUCUUCAUACCGUAUACAUGGGUAUGUCUCAGCAAUCAAGCAAAGAGACCAGGAGCCGUGCCAAGAGGUUAGCCGAAGACAUUGGAUGCUACCAUGUCGAAGCCGACAUCGACGACAUUUUUUUUAAUACGAAGAACGGUAGACCCAAAGGGGGUAGCCUUCUGGUCCUUGCCUCAGGAAACGUCGACGAGUGUCUGCGCGGGUAUCUCACCAAGUACGACUGUAGCAGCGCCGAUCUCAACCCCAUUGGAAGUAUUUCGAAGACGGACCUCAAGAGGUUUAUUGGUUGGGCGGAAAAGGACUUCGAACUACCCAUCUUGGGCGAAUUCAUCGACGCAACCCCAACGGCCGAACUCGAACCACUCACAGAAGACUAUGUCCAGAGCGACGAGGUCGAUAUGGGCAUGACCUACGCAGAACUCGGAGUCUUUGGCAAAUGCCGCAAAGAGCUUAAACUUGGUCCAUACGGAACCUGGGUUCGCCUAGCACACGAAUGGUCCGACAAGUAUACCCCCGCCGAGGUCGCAGUCAAGGUCAAGCGGUUCUUCCACUACUAUGCCAUCAACCGCCACAAGAUGACGACAAUGACGCCUUCCUACCAUGCCGAGGCAUAUUCGCCAGAUGAUAACCGAUUCGACUUGAGGCCUUUCCUGUACCCGCCUUUCUACCAGAAUUGGAGCUUCAAGUGUAUUGAUGAGGAGGUGGCGAAGUGGGAAAAGAAGAAGCUGGAAAGGGAGAAGCUGGAGAAGGCUUGA